CCGUGUUCCAAAAAGGGGGACCUUUUGGCCUAUUUACUCAACUGCUUAGCUUUAGCGUUGUUCCUUUCCCCUCUGAUUCCAAUCUCGAAUCUCAUCGGAUAAAGACAGAAAUUUAGGUUUAGGGUUUAGGUCAGCGGAGCUCAAUGGAAGAUAUCACGGAGGGAGUGAAUGCCAUAAACCUGGGCGGAGACUCCCACAAGAAGAACCGGAUCCAAGUCUCCAACACCAAGAAACCCUUGUUCUUCUACGUCAAUCUCGCCAAGAGGUAUAUGCAACAGCAUAACGAGGUUGAGCUGUCUGCCCUUGGAAUGGCUAUUGCCACGGUCGUUACUAUAGCAGAAAUUUUGAAAAAUAACGGAUUGGCUAUUGAGAAGAAGAUCAUGACCUCAACUGUCGAUAUAAAGGAUGACUCUAGGGGAAGACCCAUCCAAAAAGCAAAGAUCGAAAUAUUGCUGGGGAAGACUGAAAACUUCGAUGAAUUGAUGGCGGCUGCUGCAGAGGAAAGGGAAGCUGGAGGAGAUGUUGAAGAGCAAAGUUGAAGGGGGUUGUGUCAGAGUUAGUUUGUUCUGUUUUGUUUUUGUCGUCCUAGUACUGGUGAAUGCACUUAAUCAGUCAUUUUUAUUUACAGGAGAUUUGUAGCUAUCUAAGAUAUUCUGGUCCUAAUGAUUUUGGUAAACGUGAAAAUUUUGUUUUGGAGUGUAGAAACCAAAUCUGUUUGUUAUUCAAAAUUCGAUUUUUUUCACCAGAA
Alnus glutinosa is the source of this 748-nucleotide messenger RNA. RefSeq lists its product as uncharacterized. The coding region runs from base 144 to 539 and encodes 131 amino acids. NCBI's taxonomy places the organism in Eukaryota, Viridiplantae, Streptophyta, Magnoliopsida, Fagales, Betulaceae. The record is from RefSeq and is a predicted model, not a curated record. The transcript is spliced from 5 exons. Gene Ontology annotation, cellular component: nucleus. Gene Ontology annotation, molecular function: RNA binding.